Phragmites australis (common reed) is the source of this 1914-nucleotide messenger RNA. Its product is annotated as protein FIP1-like. The transcript has 12 exons. Gene Ontology annotation, cellular component: late endosome; lysosomal membrane. NCBI's taxonomy places the organism in Eukaryota, Viridiplantae, Streptophyta, Magnoliopsida, Poales, Poaceae. The coding region runs from base 704 to 1462 and encodes 252 amino acids. The record is from RefSeq and is a predicted model, not a curated record.
GUUUAUUGAUUUACUACAUGAAGCCCCCCUGUCUGGCCAUCGGGAGCCUAGAAGCAUAAUUGGUGGUACCUUGUACUGUAUCUUGUUGGUUUUGCUGCUGUUGCCAUUUCUGCUCCAUGGAUAUUUCUCUUCGCACCUGACAUGAUCCCUCCAUUACUAUGCAGCUCCAAUGUUAUCCUUCUUGUUCUAACAGGUUUUGUAUUAGAUCAGCCAGCUUGCUGUUUCUAUAGCUUCUUCUUUGGGUAUUCUAUCCACUGUUUAUUUGUUUCAUACUUUCAUGUUCUGUCUCUUGCUGUGAAUUUUGGUUCACAUGAAACUCAAUGCAGGUAUUUUUCAACAGUAUUGGGUUCACCAGGUCAGGAAAGUGAGAUUACAGGUUCACAGUACAAAGAUUUGUCAUGCCAUUCUAUUUAAUGAAUUUCAUUUCUGGGUUUUUUAUGGAUGUACAUGUAAUGAUUAGCAUAUAUUCAGACUCAUCAAUGUCAACUGUGAAGUGUCAGACUUUCAUGCAUGAACUACAUUAGGGGAUUCAGUAUAACAAUUUAUCAUUUAGCUUCUGGUUAACAAAUUUUGGAUGAAGAAUUACUUCCUCCAGAUAGUUCUCAAUCACUCUACUGCAUGAUUUCAGUAACUUCCCUUUCUAACUUUUAGUGUUUAUUCUGAGUUAAAUUUUGCAUAUCAACUAGUGUAUUAUGGUUUUGACAUGCAGGGCUAUUACGAUUUUAGCCAGAAACUGAAGAAUAUUGCUCGACUUCCAUUUGCCACUAUUGCAUGCGGCACUGCUUUGAUGCUCUUAAUCAUGGUCUGGCAACCUCUUGUACAUGUCCUAUCGGUUUCGUUGCUCCUAAGGAUUGCCAUUGUUGUUGAAGUCGCAUGUGCUGGAUGUUUUAUGAGCUUGUACAUAUGGCAUAUCCACAAAUACAAUUCUUUAGAUGGGCGACCUGACAUGUUGCGGUCAUUAUAUUCUGCACUCCGGCCAUCUAGUACGUCGGAAGAUCGAAGAUAUUAUGAUGGCCGUCUUUCUGACCAGCAGAUGGCAUUACUUCAGUACCAAAGGGAGAAUAUUCAUUAUCUGAGUGAAGAGGUGCUCCGCUUGCAAGAAUGCUUGAGCAAAUACCAGAGAACUGAUGCUGGGGUCAGUCCUCAGGUUGAUCUUGUCCAUCUUUUAGCAUCUCGUGAUCAAGAACUUCGAGCACUCACCGCCGAGAUGAAUCAAGUGCAUUCUGAGCUUCAACUUGCUCGUGGUUUGAUUGAUGAGAAGGACUCAGAGAUCCAGCGCAUUCGUGUGAGCAACAAUCAGUAUGUUGAAGAAAAUGAUAGACUCAGGGCUAUUCUUGGUGAAUGGAGUGCUCGAACAGCAAAGCUGGAACGGGCGUUGGAGGUAGAGCGAGUGUCAAACAUCGAAUUGUGGAAGAAUAUCGCAAAGUUUAGGGGUCAUUUGUACAAGGAGCAAGAAACCUGAUUUUCCCUGUUUUAGGAGUGUUUUACCUCUUUGGUGUGUUGUAGCUGGUUUCACAAAUUCGCAUCAACAACUGAAGACGUAAUCUGGACAACUGACCAAAGCUAACCAUCCCAUGUGACAUAUUGGAAUUCCAGGCAAUCAGCACAUGCUGUGGAUAGAAGAAUAGCAACUCUAUCUGGAUUCAUUAGAAUCAAAACAGAGUACAAUACCAGCGCAUGGUUGUCCAAUGAUGCUAUGCAUCAGGAAAAGUUAAAAAAAAAAAACUUAUGAAAUUUGUAGAAUGCGUAGUUUGAUGUACAGUUCUUAAUAGGUUUGGUUAUGGAGUAUGGGAUUGCUGUAGUUAAACACUAACCUAGUUUGAGUUCAUGCGUUCUGUGAUUUUUUUUUUUUUUUUGGAACGGAAAUGUGUUCUGUGAUUUUUUUUAACGGAAAUGUGUUCUGUGAUUGUCUUU